Messenger RNA from Aspergillus heteromorphus CBS 117.55, 756 nucleotides. RefSeq lists its product as uncharacterized. The record is from RefSeq and is a predicted model, not a curated record. The transcript has a single exon. Bases 1 to 756 code for a protein of 251 amino acids. NCBI's taxonomy places the organism in Eukaryota, Fungi, Ascomycota, Eurotiomycetes, Eurotiales, Aspergillaceae.
AUGCCCUCGUCCCCCAAACCCCCCAGCACAACGCACCCCACCACCACCACCAACACCAACACCACCACCACGACCCCCACGCCCACCCCGCUGGAAUCCGACCUCCUCACCCACCUAACCGCGACCCCUGCCCUGGACGACCUACACACAACUCUCCUCUCAAGCCUACAACGGCUCGGCUGGACAGAAAAGAUCCGACGUCUCGCGCAAGAGCUCCUUCGCGGGGGACGAUGCGAGCGGUUCGAGGACGUGUUCGAUGCGGUGGUUGCGUCGGCGGAGGGGAGGGGACAUCCGUUUCUUACUUCUUCGAAUGGCCAUGCCAAUACUAGCACCGACGCCAACAAUCAUAAUAAUGAUAACGAUCAUGAUCGUGAUCAUGAUAAUGGUGGGGAGGAUGGGGAUGGGAAUGGGAGUGGGAGUGGGGAUAAUACAGCAGCGGGUAUUGGGGCCGGGGAUGAGGACGUACGCAUCCCGCAGGUGGUGGUGGAACAAGGAGUGCGGGCGAUCAAGGAGGUGUUGAGGGAGGUGGUUGUUCUGGAGGUGGAGGAUGAGGGGGAUAUUUUGGCGGAGGAGGGACAUGGGAAUCAUACUGGAGGGAAGGAGGAGGGGGGUGGUGGUGGUGGUGGUGAGAAGGAUAAAGAUAAAGAUAGAGAAAAGGACAAGAAGGAGGAGAAGGAGAAGGAGAAAGGGACUGGGAAGUCGGGGAGCACGGCCAGUCCCGGGGUGAAGAAGAAGGUGAAGGCGAAGGGGAAGUAG